AUGAACCAGUACAAGAGAGAUGCAUUUCAACAAUGUAUGCCCCCCACCGUUGGCUGCCAACCUUCCCCCGGUCCCGCUGCCAACCUUCCCCCGGUCCCGAUUCUCUACUGUUAUCGUAGCGAGUCCUUGCUGCGAGGUACUGUAUCACCAGAGAAUUUACGAAAAUCUGUCCUUGGUCGUGCUCCGCAUAACGUCGAGGUCGCACGUCGUACACCUACCGACAUCUCUCGCCGUGCGACUAUCAGUGGUCCUUACACAGAUGCACAGUUCACAGUGUACGAUCCCGGUUUGGGUGCUUGUGGCAUCACGAAUGUUCCUAGCGACUUUGUCGUAGCCCUUGACUCCGACCAAUACGGUUCGGGCUACCCGGGUCCGAACUGCUUCCUCUCGAUCACCAUCCAGGUCGGCAACACCACUGCGAUCGCACAGAUCACCGAAGAGUGCCCUAGCUGCCCGCUCUACGGGCUGCAGUUGACGCCAGGCCUGUUUGAGGUCUUCGCGGCCCUUGAGGUGGGAGUGCUUUAUGGCACUUGGUGGGUCAAUUGA
This is a messenger RNA of Sparassis crispa, 546 nucleotides long. RefSeq lists its product as hypothetical. Bases 1 to 546 code for a protein of 181 amino acids. NCBI's taxonomy places the organism in Eukaryota, Fungi, Basidiomycota, Agaricomycetes, Polyporales, Sparassidaceae. The record is from RefSeq and is a predicted model, not a curated record. The transcript has 6 exons.